AUGUACGGUAACAGUGAACAAGUCUUAGGUCAGAUACUGCCGCAGAUCGAUUCGAAGAUGGUGGUGUCAACAAAGCUUGGCGCCAGGCCUCAGCCUUUUGACGCCAAAGACGCGAGAGCGCUUCGUCAGUCGUUUGAAGAAAGUUGCCGUCUUUUAGGCCGCGAUGAAAUCGACGUCCUGAUGAUUCACGAACCCGAUAGGCCCAGACAGUUUGAUUGGUGGGACGACUUCAGCAGGGCCGAAGGUCCUGUCAUGGAAGUGCUUGAGUCACUAAAGGCUGAAGGUAGAAUUCGAUACCUGGGUCUUGGUGGAACAACCGCCUAUGAAAUGGCAACGCUGUUGCGAACCGGCAAGUUUGACGUUGUCCUGACAGCGUUUAACUACAGCAUGCUGUGGCAGGAAGCUGUCCAUGAGCUGUUACCCGCAGCGCGUGACCACAAUGUAGGUGUCGUUAUUGGGUCGCCUCUGCAGCAGGGUGCGUUGGCGCGCAAGUGGGACGAAGUCGAUACCGGCGCAACAUGGCUAUCAAAGCCGCGUCGCGAACAGUUUCAAGCGCUUUAUGCGCUGCUGGAUGAAAUUGAUAUUCCAUUACCCGAAUUAGGUCUGCGUUUUGUGCUCUCCAAUCCGGAUGUGCAUACGGUUUUAAGUGGUGUGCGUAGUGCGGCUGAGGUGGAGCAGAAUGUCGCGGCGGCCGAGAAGGGUGCGUUGCCAGAAGAUUUGUUAGGCCGUAUCAACGAGAUUGCGGCGAUGGCUCGCCACCGGCUGGACCGAUCUAACAGAUCUCAGGAAACAAAUAUGAAAGCAGCCAUAGUGGUUGAGCCUGGUUCACUGGAGCUUCGUGAGUUGCCCGUGCCGGAGACAGAGGAUUAUCAGGUGCUUUGCGAAAACCUCUUCGGUGCAGUCUGUGCAGGCACGGACGGGCAUCUUAUUGCCGGGAAUUUGCCAAUUCCUGGCAUAUCUUACCCACUUAUUCUUGGGCACGAGUCCAUCGGACGUGUUGUAAAAGUGGGCAACAAGGUCAAACACUUCGAGAUAGGGGAUCUCAUUACACGCACGGGUUAUCCGGGUUCUGAUGACCUGCCUGCGUUCUGGGGUGGGUUUUCUGAAUAUGGUAUCGCUACAGAUGGGCUGGCUAUGCGCGACGAUGGCGUCGAUGAGGAGCAGUGGUCUGCACACAUGAUUAAUCAGGUGCUGCCAGAGGGCACCAAUCCCGCCGCGGCAACAAUGAUGGUGACCUGGCGCGAAACCUACUCCUAUAUCUCAAGGCUUGGUGUCAAGCCUGGUGCAUCUGUGCUUAUCAUUGGGUCUGGUGGCAAUGGAUUUUCGUUUGCAGUCAUGGCCAAUGCGCUUGGCGCUGGCACUGUCACCAUGAUCGGUAAUCCGCACUGGCAGACGACUUGUGAAAAGGCUGGAAUUGAUGCGUUACUCGACUACAGGGCAUCUUCAUUAGAGCAGGAUGUAGCCGCAGCAGCAGGUAGUGGUUUUGAUUUGGUCAUAGAUGCGGUAGGCAGGACCGGUGCACUUGAAAAAAUGAUGCCCUUUCUUGCGCCUGACGGAAGGGUUGGGAUCUAUGGAAUAGAAGAUCUGGGUGAUCGCAUGGCUUAUCUCAAAGUGCUUGCAGAUGCCGGUGUUACGGUCCACGGCCCUGGCGAGUACAGUGAAGCUGAAGCGCACACAAAGGUUGUUGAGCUCCUGCAGGCGGGUCAGCUGGAUGCGAGUAUCUGGUUUGAUGUCACUGCGCCGAAAUUGCUGACUGAGUUUCAGUCUGCAAUUGACGAUAUCAAUGCAAAGCGUUCGCUCAAGGCAGUGAUAAAAAUAAAGGAUGCAGCAGGCUAA
Molecule: messenger RNA, 1836 nt
Organism: Symbiodinium pilosum
Lineage: Eukaryota; Dinophyceae; Suessiales; Symbiodiniaceae
Source: the annotation of a GenBank genome assembly